This is a messenger RNA of Biomphalaria glabrata, 680 nucleotides long. Its product is annotated as DNA-directed RNA polymerases I, II, and III subunit RPABC2-like. Gene Ontology annotation, biological process: DNA-templated transcription. The transcript is spliced from 5 exons. NCBI's taxonomy places the organism in Eukaryota, Metazoa, Mollusca, Gastropoda, Planorbidae. Gene Ontology annotation, molecular function: DNA binding; DNA-directed RNA polymerase activity. Bases 121 to 501 code for a protein of 126 amino acids. Gene Ontology annotation, cellular component: RNA polymerase I complex; RNA polymerase III complex; nucleus. The record is from RefSeq and is a predicted model, not a curated record.
UUAGAUCUAAAUAAUUAAAAAAAAAAACGGAUUCAAUAAAAUAGGGGAGAUUACUGUAAUGUAUUUUUCGUCAAUAAAAAUCGACUUGCACAUUUAUUUUAUAUUUUUAUAGGGUUUGCCAUGGAUCCAGAAGAAGUGGAAGGCGAUGAUUUUGAAGAUGGCCCAGAUGUAGAAGAUGAUGAGCCUUUAGAUGAACCAAUAGACAAUGACCAGGGAGACAGAAUAGAAAUUAUAACAGAUGGAGCAGUAGGACAAGUGGAGCCACAAAAAAGGAUCACAACAAAGUACAUGACCAAAUAUGAAAGAGCCAGGGUACUUGGGACACGAGCACUUCAGAUAGCGAUGUGUGCACCUGUUAUGGUGGAGUUGGAAGGUGAAACAGAUCCACUAGUGAUUGCAAUGAAAGAAUUAAAAGCCAGAAAAGUUCCAUUUAUCAUAAGACGUUAUUUACCUGAUGGCAGUUUUGAGGAUUGGGCUCUUGAUGAAUUAAUUAUUGAUUAACUUUGUUCUUUGUUUCAUGUCAUUCUAUUGUCCACAUUUUUAAAUAAACCUGCACAUUUUUGCUAUACAACUUUUAUCAAAACAUCUUUUGUCUAAACAUAAGCCAAGAAGCUUAAGGUUAUGAUUACAUACAGAUGUGUAACUCCUAAAUGUAGAUAAGAACAAACAAGCUGAGACUA